GGGCGGAGCCGCGGGGCGACACGAGGCAGUGACUCGGGCUCGGCAGUCAGUAGUGGCCUGGCAGCACGUCCCGGCAGACGCACACCAGCGACACACACACACAGAUCCAACAUGGCCAUUCCCCUCCGCAGCGUGCUCGUCAGCGACGAGGUGGAUCCCCUGUGCGUGGAGCUGCUCCAAAAGAAUGGCAUCCCCGUCACGUGCAAGUACAAGAUGCCCAAGGAGGAGCUGCUCAAGGAGAUUCCGAAACACGACGGACUGGUCGUGAGAUCCGACACCAAGGUGACCGCCGAAGUCAUCGCCGCCGCCACCAACCUGCGCGUCGUGGGCAGGGCGGGCACCGGCGUGGACAACAUCGACCUGGAGGCAGCCACCGCCAGGGGCAUCAUCGUCCUCAACACGCCCGGCGGCAACUCCAUCAGCGCCUGCGAGCUCACCUGCGCCCUCAUCGCUGACCUCGCCAGGAACGUGAGCGUGGCGUGCCACUCGCUGAAGGCGGGCCGCUGGGACCGGAAGCUGUACUCGGGCAGCGAGCUGCAGGGGAAGACCCUCGCCGUGCUCGGCCUGGGUCGCAUCGGCAGGGAGGUCGCCCACCGCAUGCAGGCCUACGGCAUGAAGAUUAUAGGUGUCGACCGCGUAAACUGCAAGUCGCAACUUUCCCGCUCGUUCCAGACCGUCGGCUUCGACCCCAUCGUUACUCGAGAAGACGCCGCCGCCUUCAACGUCGAGAAGAUGGAGCUGGAACAGAUCUGGCCCGUGGCCGACUACAUCACCGUGCACACCCCGCUCAUCCCUCAGACUCGCAACAUGAUCAACGACCAGGUUUUCACCAAGUGCAAGAAGGGCGUCAAGGUGGUAAACGUAGCUCGUGGAGGCAUCAUCUGUGAGGAGGGCCUCCUCAAGGCGCUGCAGGACGGGCGCUGCGGCGGCGCCGCCCUGGACGUGUUCAGCGAGGAGCCCCCCAAGGGAGCCACGACGCGCGCCCUCAUCGAGCACCCCAAGGUGGUCGCCACGCCGCACCUCGGCGCGUCCACGGCCGAGGCGCAGAGCCGUGUAGCCGUCGAGGUAGCCGAGCAGUUCGUGGCCCUGGCCGACCCCUCUUCGCCGUACUCGGUGACGGGGGUCGUGAACGCGCCCGUGCUCGGCGCCGCCCUGGUGCCCGAGAACGCCCCCUGGAUCGCGCUCGCGCAGCGCCUCGGCGUGCUGGCCUCGCGGCUGCUGGCUGCCGGGGGCACCGCGGGCGCGCAGGUUGCCGUCCAGACGGCCGGCGCGGCCCUCCAGAAGAAGGCCUUCCUCGUCACGCCAGUGGCCGCCGGCUUGGUGCAGAAGCCCGGCGUGAACCUGGUGAACGCGCCCGCCAUAGCCAAGCAGGCCGGCAUCGUCCUGGUCGCCUCGCACGACGACAGACUCAGCCAGCCCGCCUGCGUGCGCGUCACGGUGCAAGGCCGCGUGCUCACCGGCACGGUAGGAGCUGCCGGCGCCAGCGUCCUCCUGGCCGUCGACGACGCUGCUUUUGGCGACGCCGGAGUCCCUCUGGACGGCAACCUCGUCCUGGUGCACUCUAAGGAUGCCACUGUCAGCGUGGCGAAUACAGCGGCUGCUGUCAGCAAGAUGGGUACCAACAUCCUAGGCCUAUCUGUUGGCGUGGGUUCUGCUGGAGUGUGGACAUUGCUGAGAACCGCACAGCCUGUUGCCAUUAGUGUUCCGGGGGCACAGGUUUUCUAAGACUGCAAAGCAUCCGUGUUUACCUAUUUUAUAGCAUUCCUGUAUUGCAUCUUUCAACAGCAUCUGGGAAAAGUAAUAAUGUACUGUUAGGUUUUGUUGCAAGUAUAGAAACAUGAUAGAAAUCAUGUCUCGGGGAUUGUGCUGCAUCAGCACAGGUGAGAGUAUAUGUGUAUUUCAGUAUUGUGGUGACAUUCCAAACUGCAACAUUUAAGUUCUGUGGAGUAAAAUAAUUAAAGACUGUUCUGUAAAAGGUGACCAUAUUUUAUAUACUAGGAAUUUUAAUAAAUUCAAUUUAUUUUA
Molecule: messenger RNA, 2025 nt
Organism: Frankliniella occidentalis (western flower thrips)
Lineage: Eukaryota; Metazoa; Arthropoda; Insecta; Thysanoptera; Thripidae
Product: D-3-phosphoglycerate dehydrogenase
Exons: 9
Coding region: 112-1725 (537 amino acids)
Molecular function (GO): phosphoglycerate dehydrogenase activity; NAD binding
Source: RefSeq, a predicted model, not a curated record